AUGUCGCCCAUUGCCUUCAACCGGUCCAUCUUCUCUUCCAGCCGCGCUGCUCCGGUAGACCUUGAAGCGCAGACGUCCUCUACCACCAGCCCAGCACCGGUUACUUACCUGUCGUCGCCAGCCCGCGCCGCUACACACGAACCCCAUUCACUCCCCUUACGGUCGUCCGUAAAUAUGGUUGGAACGACCAAUCCCCUCGACGACUUUUUCGGAGUCACUGCGCCCUCAAUGUACCGCGUCGGGAACCGCGAAAGCCGACACGACUCCGGGGCCUUGCUCCCCAUGACUGAGGCAGACUUGCCGCCUCCAUACGAAAUACUCCCCGCGUACACGGAGUCACGGAACGAGGAGCCCACCACGCUCGCAAAAUACAUGUUCCUGUAUGGUUUCUUGUUCCCACCAUUCUGGAUCAUCGGAACAUUGAUCCUCUUCCUCUCCCUUUCCGCACCUGCCGAAUGGCACGCCGAGAAGCCAGAGAUGGAGAGGCAAGAGUUGCUGAACAUCAUGCGGAGGACCGAAGUCAGGUGGGCGAAGCGAUGUGCCUUUGCCUUGGUCCUCCUGCUAUUGGUUGUCGGUGUGGCAGUUGGAGUUGGCUUUGGAGUGAUGCGAGCAUGA
Molecule: messenger RNA, 615 nt
Organism: Gloeophyllum trabeum ATCC 11539
Lineage: Eukaryota; Fungi; Basidiomycota; Agaricomycetes; Gloeophyllales; Gloeophyllaceae
Exons: 2
Coding region: 1-615 (204 amino acids)
Source: RefSeq, a predicted model, not a curated record